GUUGCCACUAUGCCAGCUGCCACCCGUCUCGUAUCACAAUGACAAACUUUUCUUUUUUUUAAAUUGGUCUUGUGUACCCCGAAGCGUUUUGUCAUAAAUACAGGACACCGGGGCUUGUUGUCCUUUGCUGGUCCAAUUCUUGCUCGAUGUACACCUUCAGCUGUUCAACAGUCCGGGGUCACAGGUGUCGUAUUUUCCAGCCUGUGAGAUCGAAUAUCACGGGCAUUCACUGUUGGGUUUUGGGCCUUGCUGCUUACAUGCAAUGAUUUUUCCAGAUUCUCUGAACCUUUUAAUGAUAUUGUGGACCGUAGAUGAUGAAAUUUCUUCAUUCCUUACCAUUGCACAUUGAGGAACAUUGUCCUUAAACUGUUUGACUAAGAGGUGAACAUCGCCUCGUCUUUGCUUGUGUUAUAUAUUCUGUUCUUAUUUAUCUUUAACACAACGUAGAUAUGUUUUUGUUGUUAUUAUUUCAAUUUCACCUCUGUAUUACACAUAUGACUUUUAGCUGUCACUCAAGUCGUGCUAUGCGUUUUAAAGUUUGUGCAAGUGUUGUGGUGCCACGACACCGCCCAGUUAUGCAAUUAGUGCCUCAUACUAAAUUUUUUCCCCGUGUUAAAAUCCACUUGAUGAAUUGAUGUUCUGCAAGCAAAAGUUGCGAGGUAUAACGUUAACCACAAGAUGGCAGCAACAUCAAGACAAACAACACGGGGAGCACCCGGUGCAGUGGAUUUAUUUCAUUUUUUAAGGAGCUACGUAAAGUCCACUUGAGAGUUGCAUUCCUUUCACCAUUUCACGUUCGACUUCAACGAUUACUGUAUACUGAUUAAAUUUCAAUUAUUUUUUCAAAUCAUUUUCAUUCACGUGUGGGCGUUUGGGAAACACGCAUGUGGGUGUGGCGUACGCCACUUGGGGGCGCUAAUGUGAUUACUCGGGCUUCUCAUGUGUGUCGUCAGCCCACAGUACCUGUGAAGAAAAAAAAAGUGAACAAGCUCAAGUCAACAUUUGAGGCACCGAACAAGCAAAAAAGCACGAACCGUCGUCAAUAUUUAACCAGACGGCUCAGACAUUAACUGACAGGAACUACGUACAGUCCAAAUACACUAACGACAAGAAGAACAAGUUACAAGUGGAGUAGUAGCAACUGCGGUACUGCCGGUGUUACAGUAUGUUGAGGUCCGGAGCUCGGUUGAUCUCGUCCCGCAGGCUGACAACAGCAGCAACACGCCUCGGCCUCGGCCGCAGCUCCGGUUCGGACGGGGCCCGCGCCCUGACCUCGGCCGGCGUUCGGCUCGACCUGAGCGGCGUGUACCCUCCCAUCGCGACCCCCUUCACUGAGCGGGAGGACGUCGACUACGACAAGUUGGAGCACAAUCUUCGCAAGUACGCUGAGAUUCCAUUUAAAGGUCUGGUGGUGCAGGGUUCCAAUGGCGAGUACCCUUACCUGACGGAGGAGGAGCGUGUAGAGGUGGUGAAGAGGGUGCGACGCUCGAUGCCAGCCGACAAGCUGCUCAUCGCCGGUUCCGGCUGCGAAUCCACAAGAGCUACAUUGGAGCUCACGGCUAAGAUGGCGGCGGCCGGCGCCGACGCUGUCCUGGUGGUGACGCCGUGCUUCUACAAAGGCAAGAUGGACUCUCACGCCCUGGUCCAGCACUUCACUAAGGUGGCAGACGGCAGCGAGGUUCCGCUGAUCCUGUACAGCGUCCCGGCGAACACGGGCCUGGAGCUGCCGCUGGACGCCGUCGUGCGUCUGUCCCAACAUCCGAACAUCGUCGGGCUCAAGGACAGCGGCGGAGACAUCACCACGAUGGGCCUGAUAGUCCACAAAACCAAAGACCAGGACUUCCAGGUUCUGGCGGGCUCGGCCGGCUUCCUUAUGGCCGCCUACUGUGUCGGUGCGGUGGGCGGAGUCUGCGCGCUGGCGAACAUUCUGGGCAAGCCGCUGUGUGACUUGGCGCGUUUGUGUACGUCAGGUCGCUGGGAACAAGCCCGAGAGCUGCAGCAGCGGCUUAUCGAACCCAACGCUGCCGUGACCCGCAAGCUGGGCGUGCCCGCCCUCAAACAGGCCAUGGACUGGUUCGGCUUCCAUGGCGGCGUCUGUCGCUCGCCUCUUCGGCCACUCGACCAGGAACAGACGCAGCAACUCCGACGAGACUUCGCCUCCAAUGGAUGGCUCUGAAAGUAUGUGCGUGUGUUUUAUUAAAUCCUAUAUGCACAUUGGUAAUUAUACACAACUCACCCAAAAAGAACCCCCCCCCCCCAAAAAAAAAAGGUUUAGCAAUGGCACAAGGGAAGUGAAUGCCUUUUGGGUUCAAUGAAUAACCCCAAAAGUUCAGUGAAAUCGACACGCGUGGUCAACGAGUAACCCAAAAUUGGAGAAUGAAGUUAAAAAAAAAAAUUGUUAACAGAAUUGAUUUUCAUCAUGAACAAAAAUUGAAUAAAACAUCAAAUUAAUCUCGAUCGAUCAAUGGCUCAUUACAUGUCAUC
Messenger RNA from Hippocampus comes (tiger tail seahorse), 2484 nucleotides. It is a transcript of the gene hoga1, whose product is annotated as 4-hydroxy-2-oxoglutarate aldolase 1. The record is from RefSeq and is a predicted model, not a curated record. The transcript has 7 exons. The coding region runs from base 1166 to 2176 and encodes 336 amino acids. Gene Ontology annotation, biological process: glyoxylate catabolic process. Gene Ontology annotation, molecular function: (R,S)-4-hydroxy-2-oxoglutarate aldolase activity; 4-hydroxy-tetrahydrodipicolinate synthase activity. Lineage: Eukaryota; Metazoa; Chordata; Actinopteri; Syngnathiformes; Syngnathidae. Gene Ontology annotation, cellular component: mitochondrion.